AUGGUUGAAUCUUGGAAGUCAAUUGUUGAAAAAAAAAGGGCAGCACUUGCAAGUGCUAUUCCCAAAGAAUGGGUAAAGCCCGAACUAAAAGAGGACAUGAUAUCCAAAGGUUUUGUCAAGACUAGAGACUACCUUGACACGAUUUUGCCAAAGGAGGAGAUCGAGAUUACCAGCAAGACAAUCCCCGAGCUUUCCAAGUUGAUCUCUACAAAUGAACUUUCUGCGGUGCAAGUGACUAAGGCGUUUACCCAUAGGGCAAUGCUGGCACACCAGAUUCUAGGAUGCUGUUCGGAAAUUUUUGUGGAUCAAGCAUUGAAAAGGGCCGCUGAGUUGGAUGAGACUUUCAAGGAGACAGGGAAAACAGUCGGGGCUUUGCAUGGUAUUCCCAUUUCUUUGAAAGAUCAAGUUGAUCUCGCUCAAAUUCCGUCAUCAAUUGGGUAUGUCUCCCUGGCAAACCAAAAGAAAACGCAAAAUGCGUUGUUAGCCGACAAGCUGCUGGAACAAGGUGCCGUUUUCUUUGCCAAGACAUGUGUUCCAAUGGCGAUGAUGGCCCCAGAAACCGCCUCAAACUUGUAUCCCUAUAACUACAGUGCGGCAAACAUCAACCUCUCCUCAGGCGGUUCGUCCGGAGGUGAAGGUUCAUUGAUUGCUGCUGGAGGUGCAAGAGCAGGAUUUGGUACCGAUAUCGGGGGAAGUAUCCGAAUCCCGGCUACUUACAACGGAUUGUUUGCAAUCAAGCCUAGUGUGGGCAGAGUCAGUUAUCUUAGAGUGUCUAACUCGUAUGAGGCGCAGGAGAGCAUUCCGUCGGUGAUUGGGCCACUGGCUCAGACCUUGGAAGAAGUAGAGUUUAUGAUGGAGACUGUUGUUGGGGCUAAGUGCUGGCUUGACGACCCAAAAGUGCUGCCUCUUGAGUGGCGCAAAUACGUCAUCCCCGAUAAGGUGAAGAUCGGAGUGUGGUUUGACAGCGGAGACGUCGAGCCAAUGCCUGCAAUAACGAGGGUUUUAGGCGAGUUAUUUGAGGACCUCUCACAGGCCCCAGGCGUGGAGGUCGUCAAGGUGCAAUGGCCAGACCAUUCACGGUUGAUCAAAGCUUUGUUCAACGUCUUUGGGGCUGAUGGCGGCAAGGAAAUCCUAGACGAGUGCAAGAAGUCGGGCGAGCCGGUGCACGACCUGCUUGACUACUUGGUUGGCUCGAAGAGCCCCCAGCCUGCGUUGGACAUCAACGGGUGGUGGAACCUCUGCCAGGAGGUUUACAGAAUCAAGCAGAUCUAUCUCCAUUUCUGGAAAGACAACGGGCUCGACGCAAUCGUGGCACCCGUGAUGGCCAGCACCUCCGUCCUCCCCUACAGCAGCGUGUGUCUCGACUACACCGGUGUGUGCAACCUUUGCGACUGCUCCGCGGUCGUGCUUCCGCUGGGCACUGUCGAUCAAAAGCUUGACGUUCUCCACCCGAGAGAGAGUCGUUCCGAGCUCGAGGCUAAGAUCCGGGGCCAGUACGACCCGAAGACCUUUGACGGCAUGCCCGUGUGUCUCCAGCUCAUCACAAGAAAGACUGAGGAGGAGAAGGGUCUCGCUCUCUCCCAGCUAGUCAAGACAUCCAGCAGGUUCUACACCUACAACGACGGCCUCCAGCGAAAGCACAUUGUCCAUGUUCCACGAGAGGUGAAUCCCUUGUACAGAAUGACCGAUCCAAGCAUACGUCUACGAAAUGCAAUUAAGGAGGACAACUACUUCAUCGCCUCGAGACUCUUGAAGCGCUUUCCAGGACUCCUCGACAACAUCGACCCGUCAAAUGGCUGGUCCAACCUCCACUACUCCGCCUACCACAAUAACUACCAGAUCUCAGAACUGCUUCUGAAGGGCAUCCACAACCGGUUUGUGUCGACAAGCAUAAGAUUCGCCGAGCAGGACAGUCCGGCGAAGCCCAAGAGCAGCGCCAUGUACAGCCAGAUCACAGAUGAAGACGAGAUCAAGCUCACGUUCGAGAAACAGACCGUGCUGCACGUGGCCUGCCUCGGCGACGCAGCGGCGACCUUGAACUUGCUCCUGUCAUACUUCAACGUCUGCUUGGACCAGCGAGAUAUGAAAGGCGACACGCCCUCCCACAUCUGCUGCACCCAGGGCUUUUCCGACUGUCUCUCGAUUUUGCUCGAGAAGGGCGCCUACCCGAACAUACAGGACAACAACGGUGACACCUUGCUCCACAAAGCUUUUCAGUACUCGAACAUCAAGUGCCUCGAGUUGCUGAUCAAGUACAACGCAGACGACCAAUUGCUCAACAACGUUGGCUGGAAACCUGUGGACGUGGCAUUCAACACAGACAUCAUACAAGAGUACAAGACACUCAAGUCCGGCUCAGUGAACCGAGUACCCACAGACACAGUCUUGGUUGCAAAGACGCCGCAAACUAAGUACGCUCCCGUCAAAGUCACACAGAAUAACGUCAGCAGCAUAUCAUUCAUUCCCUCUAACCACAACUCAUCAACGGCAAACUAUCCACCAAGAAUAAGCUUACCUUCAAUCCAACCAAGGAAGUAUUCUUUAUCGUCAAUGCUUUCGGAUGAGUAUGUGGACAGAUUCGACCCGCAUGAUGAUACUCGUUCUUCAUCUUCGUCAAAAAACUCAAGGACAUCCUCUCCAACAGGCACUUCCAGUCCUCAUCUGUUCAUGCCACGCAAGACGCCGCAAGCUGGGACUAAUGAGUCAAAUCACCAAGUAACCAACAAAAGAUACCCACAACCCCCCGCCAUCUCUUCAUCAAUAUCUAGUAACGGACAAGGCUCCACAGUUUCAUCGCCACGGCGCUCCAAUGCAAGCAAUAACUCUAUGCAAGAGUCUCCCACUUCUAAAAGGUCGUCUCUUUCUACAAGAACCUUCCGUUCGAACUCUCAGUUAUCUGAAGUUUCUCCUUUAAAAGGAGAACAUCCACAAUUGGUACAACAGUCAACAGGAUCUUCUGCCAUAAAAUCUGGAUCCUCCACACCUAGACACAGCUUCCAAGGUGGAUAUCGCUCGAACUCGUCGUAUCCUGUACCAUUACAGGUUGAAGAGGCUUCGUCGAAAUUGCACGAUUUGAAAUUGAAAAAUGUUGAUCGUCUGAAGCUAGAUACGAAAUUAGGUAAUAUAAUAAACAACACUUCACAGGAAAAUCUAGUGACAUCCCCUGCAACCUCGCAGCACCACGGUGGCUCUUCAGCAACGGACAGCAACGAUAAUAAAAGUACAUCUCUCGAUCUCAGCAAAAGAAGCAAGAUUUUAAGUAUACCGAUUUUGAGUUCGAGGGGACGACAUAAUACUUAG
Molecule: messenger RNA, 3300 nt
Organism: Pichia membranifaciens NRRL Y-2026
Lineage: Eukaryota; Fungi; Ascomycota; Pichiomycetes; Pichiales; Pichiaceae
Exons: 2
Coding region: 1-3300 (1099 amino acids)
Molecular function (GO): protein binding
Source: RefSeq, a predicted model, not a curated record